Lucilia cuprina (Australian sheep blowfly) is the source of this 435-nucleotide messenger RNA. It is a transcript of the gene mRpS21, whose product is annotated as 28S ribosomal protein S21, mitochondrial. Gene Ontology annotation, cellular component: ribosome. Gene Ontology annotation, molecular function: structural constituent of ribosome. The transcript is spliced from 2 exons. Gene Ontology annotation, biological process: translation. The record is from RefSeq and is a predicted model, not a curated record. Bases 90 to 353 code for a protein of 87 amino acids. Lineage: Eukaryota; Metazoa; Arthropoda; Insecta; Diptera; Calliphoridae.
UUAUUUUUCAUUAUUUAACAAUUUCUUGUUAGUCGCAUAAAUAUUAAUAAAAUAUCAAUUAAAAUUAUAAAAUUUUGUAUAGUUUUAAUAUGAGGCACGCUCAAUUUUUGGCUCGUACUGUUUUGGUACAAAACAACAAUGUGGAGGAAGCCUGUCGUUUGAUGAAUCGCAUUUUGGGCAAAGAGGAAAUUUUCGAUCAAUUUAGACGCACACGUUAUUAUGAGAAACCUUACCAGGUCAGACGUCGUGUUAAUUUCGAAAAAUGUAAAGCCAUCUACAAUGAGGACAUGAAUCGUAAAAUUCAAUUUGUUUUGCGUAAAAAUCGUGUUGAACCUUUCCCCGGCUGCAAUUAAGUUAAAUUUUUUGAUGUGUUUAUUGAUUUAAAUUAAGUCUUUUAAAUUGUAAAAAAAUAUAAGGAACUAAAAAGUAUAAAAA